Messenger RNA from Momordica charantia (bitter melon), 1232 nucleotides. It is a transcript of the gene ANNAT4, whose product is annotated as annexin 4. Gene Ontology annotation, biological process: response to cold; response to heat; response to salt stress. Gene Ontology annotation, molecular function: calcium ion binding; phosphatidylserine binding; calcium-dependent phospholipid binding. Gene Ontology annotation, cellular component: cytoplasm; plasma membrane. The record is from RefSeq and is a predicted model, not a curated record. Lineage: Eukaryota; Viridiplantae; Streptophyta; Magnoliopsida; Cucurbitales; Cucurbitaceae.
UCAGAUGAGGGUAUUGUGUGGGGCGGGUGAGUGAUUUUCUUCUGCUUCGGAAUUCUUCUUCUUCUUCUUCUUUUUCUGCGAUCGAAACAGCGAUUUAGGAAUGGCGGAUUCUGCGAUUGAAGUUCUCACUCGAGCUCUCUCAGGGCAUGGAAUAAAUGAGAAGGUGAUGAUAGAGACAUUGGGGAAGUGGGAUCACGAGGAAAAGAAACUAUUUAGAAAGAGGAGUAGCCAUUAUUUCAGUGAAGAUGAACGCUCGUUUGAACGAUGGGAGGAACAUGGCAUGCGGCUUCUCAAACAUGAAUUCAUGCGCUUUAAGAAUGCUGUAGUACUAUGGACGACACAUCCAUGGGAAAGAGAUGCUCGUCUGGUAAAGGAAGCACUGAGCAAAGGACACCAUCAUCAAAAUAUAAACAUCCUGAUAGAAGUGGCCUGCACCAGAACAUCAGAUGAGCUCUUGGGAGCAAGAAAGGCCUACCACUCCCUCUUUGAUCAUUCUAUUGAAGAAGAUGUUGCCAGCCACAUCCACGGCCCUGAACGCAAGCUUUUGGUUGCAUUAAUGAGUGCAUAUAGAUACGAAGGGCCAAAGUUCAAGGAUGAGACAGCAAAAUCAGAAGCAAAGAAAGUUGCUCAGGCAAUUAAGGAAGCAGCCAGCAGGAAGAGCAGCCUCAUAGAAGAAGACGACAUUGUGAGAAUACUCUCAACAAGAAGCAAACACCAUUUCCAUGCCCUCUACAAACACUACAAGGAAAUCACAGCAGGCAAACUCAUCGAUGAGGAUCUUCGUGAGGAUUUGAGGCUUCAAGAGACGGUGUUGUGCUUAGCUGAUCCUGUAAAAUAUUUCACUCAGAUUCUGGAUGUGUCACUGAAAGUUGACGCAGACAAAAAGAUAAAAAAGGUAUUGACUAGAAUCGUCGUGACAAGGGCCGAUAAAGACAUGAAGGAAAUAAAAGUUGAGUACAAAAAUCGGUUCGGAAUUUCAUUGGCUGAAAAAAUUGGGGCUGUUUGCCAUGGCAGCUACAAGGAUUUCUUGCUCACUUUGCUGGCAAGAUCGGAUUGAUUAUAACAGAGCAUUUUGGAAAUAGCAGUUUCUUCACUUGGAAGAUCGAAAUUUGUUGUGUUUAAUUUAUGUAUGAGUUUGGCUGUUUCUUUUGUUUCUUGGUUCUCUAUGAUUAUGGGGCUGUGUUCUUCUCUUAUGCCAUAAUAAAGCCAAAUAUUGUGAAAAUUAUUUGCCA